Aspergillus steynii IBT 23096 is the source of this 819-nucleotide messenger RNA. RefSeq lists its product as uncharacterized. The transcript has a single exon. The record is from RefSeq and is a predicted model, not a curated record. Lineage: Eukaryota; Fungi; Ascomycota; Eurotiomycetes; Eurotiales; Aspergillaceae. The coding region runs from base 100 to 819 and encodes 239 amino acids.
ACCCGAUCCAGACAGAUCCACCAAUGACUCGAUCCAGCUUUGACAGGAAGCGCAUACAACAAGAAAGUCAGGAACGAACCGUCUCGUACGAACCCCACGAUGCUGACGCACCUCAAAUGGGCACUCGCAUGGCCCUUGCAGCCACUGUUCAAGAAGAGAGAAGACAGGCUGGAACAAAAAGGGAGAUGGGAAGACGCGCAAAAAUUACGGAAGCGACAGCAUGAAAUCCUCGGGAUGUCCGAGAAAAAAUGGCAAGCCUUCCACGACUUUCUGCGCAAUAGCUAUCGGAUACGAUUCGUGGUACAACGAGAGGCAGCCCUCCAGGAAAAGCGACGACAGUUGAUCCAAGACCUAGGGAUCUUCGCCAAUUUCUCCAACCGCAGGAUGGAGGAGAUCAACAAGGAACUGCGCCGCUUGGAUGUAGAGUAUCGCUAUGUCUCUGGCAGGUUGCUGAGCUACCAGCUACGCCGAUGGGACGGUCCAUUUCUCCGGGCAUUGCACUCUUAUCGUUUCUCACGCGAUACGUGGUACAUGACUCCCUUCAUGACGUGGGAUUGUGCUUUGAGAGGGGGAUGCUGCGGCAGAGACUGCCAAUGCUGCAGAAAGCCACGGUCCAAUGCCCGAUUCAUACAUCUAGGCCACUGCACGCCUGCCUGUGGAUGCUGCGAGAAGGCCAGGGGGUUCCCACAGCCCAUUACAGAUAUGAAAGAGGCUUACCCUGUCCCCUUCCACAUGAAAACGCGAUGCGAGACCUCUUACAGUGGUAGGAUGAUGAACUCUACCGUUUGGGGAAUAGGCCCAAUGAGUAGCCACCCCUGA